This is a messenger RNA of Coregonus clupeaformis (lake whitefish), 2455 nucleotides long. Its product is annotated as F-box/LRR-repeat protein 7-like. Gene Ontology annotation, cellular component: SCF ubiquitin ligase complex. Gene Ontology annotation, biological process: SCF-dependent proteasomal ubiquitin-dependent protein catabolic process. The record is from RefSeq and is a predicted model, not a curated record. Bases 1 to 1440 code for a protein of 479 amino acids. The transcript is spliced from 3 exons. Lineage: Eukaryota; Metazoa; Chordata; Actinopteri; Salmoniformes; Salmonidae. Gene Ontology annotation, molecular function: protein binding.
AUGGCACUUGAAUUGGAACCGGGUGCUCUGGUCAUUCACACCAGCAAUUCAGACCUGAGCUUUCAGACAUUGAGCACCCCCAGCCCUGCCCUCAUUCUGCCUCCCCAGCCCCACCUCUACCCCCACUUCUCCCCCCACCCCCACCCCCACAUCCACCCUCUCUUCCCCACAUCCGCCUCAUUCAACAGUGCCACCUCCUCCUGCAAAACAGUGGCCAUGGUGCACGCCGACGCCCAUCCCUUCUCCUCCACCUUCUCACGCCUCCACGCAACCCGGGACCACCACCAAGGGACAUCGGUGCCCAUCGACCUCCUGCCGGACCACAUCUUCCUGGACAUCUUCGCCCGCCUGCCCACCAACCAGCUGUGCUGCUGCGCCCGCGUCUGCCGCCGCUGGUACAACCUGGCAUGGGCCCCCCGGCUGUGGCAGAGCAUUCGGCUGACAGGCGACUUGCUCCAUGCCGACCGAGCUUUGCGGGUGCUGACGCAGCGUCUCUGCAAGGACACGCCCAACGUGUGCCUGAUGCUGGAGACGCUGGUGGCGAGCGGGUGCCGGAGGUUGACGGACCGUGGGCUGCACACAGUGGCUCAGUGCUGCCCUGAGCUGCGCUGCCUGGAGGUGGCGGGCUGCUAUAAUGUGUCAAACGAGGCGGUGUUCGAGGUGGUGUCAUGCUGCCCCAACCUGGAGCACCUAGACGUCUCAGGGUGCUCCAAGGUGACCUGCAUCAGUCUGACACGGGAGGUCUGCCUCAAACUCUCGCCCAUGCACGGCCAGCAGAUCUCCAUCCGCUACCUGGACAUGACCGACUGCUUCGCCCUGGAGGACGAGGGCCUGCACACCAUCGCCGCCAACUGCACCCAGCUCACCCACCUCUACCUGCGGCGCUGCGUGCGCCUUACCGACGAGGGUCUUCGCUACCUGGUCAUCUACUGCCCCGCCGUGCGCGAGCUCAGCGUCAGCGACUGUCACUACGUCAGCGACGUCGGCCUACGCGAGAUCGCCAAGCUCGAAGGCCGGUUGCGCUACUUGAGCGUGGCGCAUUGCGGAAGGAUCACCGACGUCGGGGUGCGGUAUGUCGCUAAGUACUGCUCGCGGCUGCGCUACCUGAACGCGCGGGGCUGCGAGGGCCUUACAGACCAUGGCCUGGAAUACCUGGCCAAGAGUUGCCCCAAGCUCAAGUCGCUGGACAUCGGGAAGUGCCCGCUAGUGUCGGAUGCGGGCCUGGAACUGCUGGCGCUCAAUUGCUUCAAUCUGAAGCGGCUGAGCCUCAAGUCAUGUGAGAGCAUCACAGGCCGCGGGCUGCAGGUUGUGGCGGCCAACUGCUUCGACCUGCAGCUGCUCAACGUGCAGGACUGCGACGCCCCACUGGAGGUGCUGUGCUUUGUUAAGCGCCACUGCAAGGGUUGCAUCAUUGAGCACACAAACCCUGCUUUUUUCUGAGGAGACGGGCGGAAAGGGAAUGGACUAUGAACUGAAGCCUGUAUCCCACACAGACGUACUGUAAUAUGCACAAACAAUCCAUCAUUGUUUAUCGCAGUGGAAUUAAGACUGUUUAAGUUAGUUUUUCUCUGCAAUUUAAUUAUGAGUAGGUUCACAUGUACUGUGCUGUAAUAUGCACAGUCAAGGGGUCUGAAUACUUUCCGAAUGCACUGUAUAUAUAUUUUUUAUUUCUUUCUGAGAUUCACAUGGAACAUUCCACUGAAGAAGCCUCCCAUACUGUUUUGCAAUGCUGGUGGGCCAUAGUUCCGAGUCCAAAAACUCAAGUCAUUCCACAUUGCUUAAUUAAAGUGGCUGUACAGGAGUUUAGUUGCUAAUUGUUUACAUAACAUUUUAGCAUGAGUGUUGCUGUACGGUUCAUAUACGCAGAUGAUAUAAUAUUAGUAAAUGUUGAACUCAUAAAACCACAUCAACCUUAGUUUUAUCUGACAAUAUGGUUCUAUUCAUGGGCAUGAAAUUGAUUAGCAAUAUUUCUGUCCAUUUAGGGCAGGGGUGUCAAACUCAUUCCACAGAGGGCCAAGAGUCUGCAGUUUUUUUUUUCUUCCUUUCAAUUAAGACCUAGACAUCCAGAAGAGGGGGAGUUCAUUAUUAAUUAGUGACCUUAAUUCAUCAAUCAAGUACAAGGGUGGAGCGAAAGCCCGCAGACACUUGGUCCUCUGUGGAAUGAGUUUGAAACGUGAUUUAGAGGAUUUAAAGUUUUGUAUGGCCUUUUUAAUCUAUUACAAUGUUUUUUUUAAAUGUUGGCUUUUCAAUUCAAGUCUAAAAUGUGCUCUUAUUCAAUGUUUAAAUGUCAUUCUUCUGCAGUUUAAAUGGUGUGUGGGGGGGGGGGAUUAAAUGUCCAGUGCCAUUUUGCUAAAGAAUUGUGUACAUUAGCACCACAUUCUAACUAAGCUCAGACAAUCACUAGAACAAGUGUGUUCACUACUCUCUUUUUAUUGGUUUUGUUUAAAGACAUAAU